Gastrolobium bilobum is the source of this 399-nucleotide messenger RNA. RefSeq names its product cyclic nucleotide-gated ion channel 1-like. Bases 1 to 399 code for a protein of 132 amino acids. NCBI's taxonomy places the organism in Eukaryota, Viridiplantae, Streptophyta, Magnoliopsida, Fabales, Fabaceae. The transcript is spliced from 2 exons. The record is from RefSeq and is a predicted model, not a curated record.
AUGACAACAAAUGGUGGAAGAACUCGUUUCUUCAACUCCUUAAUUCUCAAGGCUGGUGACUUCUGCGAAGAGGAGCUUCUAACAUGGGCUUUGGAUCCCAACUCCUCCUCAAAUGUACCCACUUCAACUAGAACAGUAGAAACUAUAUCAGAAGUUGAAGCCUUUGCUCUCAUGGCUGAUGACUUGAAGUUUGUUGCUUCCCAAUUUCGACGUCUUCACAGCAAACAGCUCCACCACACUUUCAGGUUCUAUUCCUCCCAAUGGGAGACAUGGGCUGCAUGUUUCAUACAAGCAGCUUGGCGUCGAUACUGGAAAAAGAAGAUUGAGAGGUCAUUACGUGAAGCAGAAGACAAGAUAGCUUGCGUCAGAAUGAUUACUAGAAUGCGCAGCAGAGCUUGA